Messenger RNA from Tachyglossus aculeatus (Australian echidna), 948 nucleotides. RefSeq names its product olfactory receptor 7C2-like. Gene Ontology annotation, cellular component: membrane. The transcript has a single exon. Gene Ontology annotation, molecular function: G protein-coupled receptor activity; olfactory receptor activity. Bases 1 to 948 code for a protein of 315 amino acids. Gene Ontology annotation, biological process: G protein-coupled receptor signaling pathway. Lineage: Eukaryota; Metazoa; Chordata; Mammalia; Monotremata; Tachyglossidae. The record is from RefSeq and is a predicted model, not a curated record.
AUGGAGAGGGGAAACCAAACCAGCGUCUCAGAAUUCCUCCUCCUGGGACUGUCCGAUCAGGCAGAGCAGCAGCUGCUCCUCUUUGUGUUGUUCCUCUGGAUGUACCUGCUUGGGGUCCUGGGGAGCCUGCUCAUCGUCCUGGCCAUCGGCUCUGACCCACACCUGCACACCCCCAUGUACUUCUUCCUCACCAACCUCUCCCUGGCCGACGCCUGCUUCCUGUCCACCACGGUCCCCAAGAUGCUGGUCAACAUUCAGACCCAGAGCAAAUCCAUAUCCUACGCUGGCUGCCUGACGCAAAUGUAUUUCUUCAUUCAGUUAGGGACUCUGGACCACUUUCUCCUCACCGGAAUGGCUUUUGACCGCUACGUGGCAAUAUGCCACCCACUCCACUACACCACGAUCAUGAGCCCACGGCUCCUGGCCAUAUUGGUUAGUGUGGCUUGGAUAAUCAGUGGCCUUUAUGCCCUCAUACAUACUCUAUUGGUGGUUCGGUUAUCCUUCUGCAUGGACAAUGAAAUCCUCCACUUCUUCUGUGAACUUAACCUGAUCCUAAAACUUUCCUGCACUGACACCAUCAUCAAUGAUGUGUUACUGUAUGUACUGAUUGUGGUGGUUGGUGUAGGUCCCAUUGCAGGCCUCAUUUUCUCUUACACUCACAUUGUUUCAACUGUUUUAAAAAUAUCAUCUGCCAGGGGAAGGAGUAAGGCUUUCUCUACCUGUGGCUCUCACCUGGCUGUGGUCUUUCUGUUCUAUGGCAGUGCCCUUGGGGUCUACCUCAGCCCCAAGUCUACCCAAGCAUCCCGGCAAGGCUCGAUAGCAUCUGUGGUGUACACAGUGGUCACCCCUAUGCUGAACCCUUUCAUUUACAGCCUGAGGAACAAGGACAUGAAACGGGCCCUGAGAAAUGUGUUCUGCAGGAAACGUCUUUUCUUUCAGACGCUGUGA